AUGGGAAGCAAGAGUGAAAGGAUAGGAAGCAGGAAAGAUGGGAUGCAGGCAGUAUUGGAUAGGAAGCAGGAAGUAAAGGAUAGGAAGCAGGAAGUAAAGGAUAGGAAGCAGAAAGAAAAGGAUAGGAAGCAGGAAGUAAAGGAUAGGAAACAGGAAGUAAAGGAUAGGAAGCAGGAAGAAAAGGAUAGGAAGCAGGAAGUAAAGGAUAGGAAGCAGGAAGUAAAGGAUAGGAAGCAGGCAGUAUUGGAUAGGAAACAGGAAGAAAAGUAUAGGAAGCAGGAAGUAAAGGAUAGGAAGCAGGAAGAAAAGGAUAGGAAGCAGGAAGUAAAGGAUAGGAAGCAGGAAGAAAAGGAUAGGAAGCAGGAAGUAAAGGAUAGGAAGCAGGCAGUAUUGGAUAGGAAGCAGGAAGAAAAGGAUAGGAAGCAGGAAGUAAAGGAUAGGAAGCAGGAAAAAAAGGAUAGGAAGCAGGAAGUAAAGGAUAGGAAGCAGAAAGUAAAGGAUAGGAAGCAACAAAGAAAGAUGGAACAGAAAGAGGAGGAGGACCAGGAUGCAGCCUGUUUAAGAAUGUCAUGA
Messenger RNA from Xenopus laevis (African clawed frog), 573 nucleotides. RefSeq names its product golgin subfamily A member 6-like protein 22. The transcript is spliced from 2 exons. The record is from RefSeq and is a predicted model, not a curated record. The coding region runs from base 1 to 573 and encodes 190 amino acids. Lineage: Eukaryota; Metazoa; Chordata; Amphibia; Anura; Pipidae.